Messenger RNA from Pseudonaja textilis, 3109 nucleotides. The record is from RefSeq and is a predicted model, not a curated record. NCBI's taxonomy places the organism in Eukaryota, Metazoa, Chordata, Lepidosauria, Squamata, Elapidae.
AACGGCAUCUUGGGGCGCUUUUAAAAUCCAGUCCCAUAUCGGGACAAGAGUGGGAUACAUUCACAGUUCCCUUCAGAAAAAAUAAUUGGAAAGUUGCAGUGGAACAAGUGACUCCAACAUUGCUUACAGUAAGACUAUUAUAUCAUUUGAUCAAAGAACUUGGAGUUAGACACAUUUUCAUGUCUAACUACUGGAGGCUCAUCCUCUGUAAGGAAGCUGGAAAUUGCAACUGUUUUUCAGCCGACAGCCAGCCUAAUGAAGAAAAAGAUGAUACAGAACAUCGCAUUGUGGUAUCAGACAUCCUGCAGCUUGUGCAAGAUAAGCAGAAGGUACCUGCAACACAGCCAGAUGAAAUCAUGCAUCAGGAUAUUGUUCCCCUCUGUGCUGAAGAUAUUGAAGAUGAGUUAAGAAAAAAGUUUGCAUAUCUUUCAGGAGGACGAGGAAGAAAUGGCUGUCCUGUCAUCACUUUUCCUGAAUUCUCUACAUUUAGUGAAAUUCCAGAAAAGGAGUUUCAAAGUGUUUUGACAUACCUCACUAAUAUUCCCAGUUCACAAGAUGCUGGAAUUGGAUUUAUCCUUGUCAUAGACCGCAGGCAAGAUAAAUGGACAUCAGUGCGGGCCUCUAUAAUGCGAAUUGCGACAUCAUUUCCAGGAAAUUUGCAACUUGUUCUAGUUUUGCGUCCAACUGGAUUCUUUCAUAGAACUCUCUUUGACAUUGCCUUUAGAUUUCAUGGAGAUGAUUAUAAAAUAAAGCUGCCGAUCAUAAUGCUGAGCUCACUAACAGAAUUAAAUAACUAUAUUGAUACAGCCCAACUAACUGAAGAUCUUGGGGGUUCCCUGGAUUACUGCCAUAAUAGGUGGCUUACACAGCGCACUGCUAUAGAGAGCUUUGCUCGAAUGGUUAAGCAGAUAGCUCAAACACUUCAAACCUUUGGGAAUGAGCUUGCAGAAGAAGAGCUACCCAAUGAUGCUCAGGCCACCAGCUACCUCCUUGCAACACAUACAGAAAGGAGAGACAAAAUGAAGGAAGGUUUGAAAAUAGCUUUAAGGCAAGGUGAUGAUAUUCUCCACGGUAUUCGAAAACCGGUCCUUGAAAACCCAGAGUGCAAACUGAAUCCAGAUCAAACAGAAAAUCAAAUUACUGUGGAAAGGCUUUUAUCUCAACUAGAUGAAACAGAAGCAGCUUUUGAUGACUUUUGGUGUAAACACCAACAGAAGCUUGAGCAAUGCUUACAACUUAGACAUUUUGAACUGGAUUUCAAAGAGGUCAAAAUAGCACUUGAUAGCGUGUCUGAGAAAUUACUUCAUUUCACAGAAAUGGGAAAUAGCAGUUCACACGUAGAGCACCUUCUGAAAGAUCUUGCCAGUUUUGAAGAAAAAUCACAAGAAGUUUUAGAUAAAGCCAGCUUACUAAUUUCCAGUGGAGACCAGUUUAUAGAAAACAAGCAUUAUGCCGUGGACUCUAUCCUUCCCAAGUGCGGUGAACUCCAACAACACUAUGAAAUGAUUAUUUCAGAAGUGAAUAAAAAAAGGGAUCUCCUAAACCAUUCAUUUGAAUUACAUAGACAGUUGGAAAAGUGCAUGAAGUGGUGUGAUGAUGGAAUUUAUCUGCUGGCUUCUCAACCUGUAGACAAAUGCCAAUCACAGGAUGGAGCAGAAGCAGCUCUGCAGGAAAUUGAGCAAUUUUUGGAGUUGGGUGAUGAUAAUAAACUCAGGGAACUAAGUUACUUGUCCAAAGAAUUUGAAGCUAUCUUCACUGAGGAAUUAAUGGAACAUGUACAAAAGGUUUUUCAGAAACAGAACAAUAUGGAAGAAAUGAUUCAAAAGAGGCAAGUCAGCCUUAAGAAACUGGCAGCUAAGCAGACACGCCCUGUUCAACCAGUGGCACCUAGACCAGAAGGAUGUCUAAAAUCAUCAUGUCCUUAUUCUGGCCUUCAAAUAGAGUCUGAAGAUUCAUCCAGUUCUGAUAACCAUGCGAUAAGGAGAGUGAAUGUCAGAAAAAUGAAGAGUGAGAUAAAUGAAAUGCAGCAAUCUAGAAAUGUUUCUGUGACAGAUGAUGAAGAAAAUCUAGCAGUGUUACGCAAACAUGUAAUGAAUGAACUUCUUGAAACUGAACGAGCUUAUGUGGAAGAACUUCUCUGUGUUCUUGAGGGCUAUGCAGCAGAAAUGGACAACCCCUUAAUGGCACAUCUCAUUUCACCUGGGCUACAAAAUAAGAAAGAUGUGUUGUUUGGAAACAUGGAAGAAAUCUAUCACUUUCACAACAGAAUAUUCUUGAGAGAAAUAGAAGAUUAUAUAGACUGCCCUCAACUGAUAGGACGUGGUUUCCUUGAACGGAUGAAAGACUUCAAAAUUUAUGAAAAAUAUUGUCAAAAUAAACCUCGAUCAGAAAGUCUUUGGAGACAGUGUUCAGAUUCAGCAUUUUUCCAGGAGUGUCAGCGAAAACUUGAUCACAAGUUGAGUUUGGAUUCUUAUUUACUAAAGCCUGUUCAAAGAAUAACCAAAUAUCAACUCUUGCUAAAGGAAAUGUUAAAGUACAGUAAAAAUUGUGAAGGUGCUGAAGAUCUCCAAGUAGCCCUGACGUCAAUAUUGGGAAUUCUUAAAGCAGUUAAUGAUUCCAUGCAUCAGAUUGCAAUCACUGGCUAUGAGGGGAACCUGAAUGAGCUGGGGAAACUUUUAAUGCAAGGAUCCUUUAAUGUAUGGAUUGAUCAUAAAAAGGGCCACUCAAAAGUGAAAGAUUUGGCUCGAUUUAAGCCAAUGCAAAGACACCUCUUCCUCCACGAGAAGGCAAUCUUAUUCUGUAAAAGGAGAGAAGAAAAUGGAGAAGGAUAUGAAAAAGCUCCUUCAUACAGUUUUAAGAAUUCUUUAAAUAUGACUGCAGUUGGAAUAACAGAAAAUGUAAAAGGUGAUAUUAAAAAAUUUGAAAUCUGGUAUAAUGCAAGGGAAGAAGUUUACAUAAUACAGGCUGCAACUCCUGAAAUCAAAGCUACCUGGGUAAAUGAAAUUAGAAAAGUAUUGACCAGCCAAUUACAGGCUUGCAGGCAAGCUAGCCAGCAUAAAGCUGUUGAACAUACUCAGAGUUUACCUUUGUUUCUCUCAGCUAACACAAG